Molecule: messenger RNA, 2277 nt
Organism: Caenorhabditis angaria
Lineage: Eukaryota; Metazoa; Nematoda; Chromadorea; Rhabditida; Rhabditidae
Source: the annotation of a GenBank genome assembly
AUGGCCACAAUUGUCCCAGCGGUCUUCUCAUUCGUCCGCGAACUCUAUCAAGGCUCAUUCGACAUCGAGGCUUUCGAGAAAGAAGUUGGCAGAGAUUUCGACUCGUCCGAAAUUGCUCAGAUUACUGCCAAAUUUGAGCAAGAGGCCAAGGGUUUGAGAAAUGUGAGCAUUUUUUUGGAGAAAUCGUCCAAUUUUUCGUAUCCAAUUCACAAUGGAAGAAAAUGAAAUCAAUAAUUUGAAUUUUCAUGAAAUAUUGUGAAGUAUACUAAUUAGAGCAUGCUAGAAACGAUCCUGAAGUCAAAAAUUGCUAUAGUGAGCAUUUUGAGCUCUGAAAAUUCUCACAGGAUCGUUUUUAGCAUGCUCGAAUUAGUAUACUUCACAAUAUUCCAUGAAAAUUCAAGUUAUUGACCUUAUUUUCUUCUCUUGUGAAUUGGAUACGAGGAAUUUGACGAUUUCUACUGAAAAUCUGGACCUGGUCCGAAAAAAAGCCCAAUUUUUCUGUUUCAGAAAGACGAAAUUCGCCGAAUCAUCACCUUUAUCGAUUUGACAACUUUGAACGGAGAUGAUACUGGAAGUAAAGCUGUGGCUGUUGCCAAAAGAGCCAUUCAACCAAUUCCAACUGUAAGUUUACUAGUUUUGGCUGAAAUUUUGAGAUUUUUUAUGAAAACUAGCAUAAAAAUCAUGUUUUUCCGUCAAAAAUCCGUGAAUUUUGACCCAAAAAUACCCUAGAAUCUUCCAGGAUGCCUCAAUCCAUUGUGGAUCAGUUUGUGUUUAUCCACAACGAAUUUCGGAUAUUGUCAAGUAUCUCAAGGAGACCAAUCAGAAAACACAUAUUACUGGAGUAGCUGGUGGAUUCCCAUCUGGACAAUAUCAUUUGAAAUCCAAGGUAUUGUUGGGAAAUUUGGGGAAAAAUGGAAAAAUCGCGGAAAAUUACAUGGGGGACUAGGUUUUCUACAUUUGGAAAUCUAGUCCCCCUUCAAAACUUGGAUGAAAAGAAGGGAAAAUCUCAUCGGUACCACGCGCUCCACCGAAAUAAACACGCAGCGCAGACCGCGUCGCGCCACAACACACACAAAUAAGGGAACGAUUCAAAUUCCCUCCUUUUUUUUGUGUGUGUUGUGGCGCGGCGCGGUCUGCGCUGCGUGUUUAUUUCGGUGGAGCGCGGUGGUACCGAUGAGAUUUUCGAUAAGAGGUUUUGAACUUUUGGAAACCUAGUGCAUCUUACAAAUACGGGGACUAGGUUUUAUAUAGUGCAAAAUCUAGUCCCCCUUCUCUCCCCCAUCCACAAUCACCUAAUCUCCCUUCAGAUUCUCGAAGUCGAGCUCUCUGUCGCCGACGGCGCCACCGAAAUCGACAUUGUCAUCUCACGCGCUGCCGCCUUGGAACAAGACUGGAAAACAGUUCACGACGAGGUUCACGCGCUCAAAAAAGCAUGUGGAAACGCCCAUUUGAAGACGAUCCUGGCUACUGGGGAAUUGAAAACUCUUUCAAAUGUUUAUAAAGCGAGUUGGGCAUCGAUUUUGGGUAAGUUAAAGUUUGCACCGGGGAAAUAGCUAUCCCAGAAAAUCAAUCAAUUUUCAUUCAGCCGGUUCCGAUUUCAUCAAAACCUCGACUGGAAAAGAGGCAGUUAACGCAACUCUCGAAGUGUCGUAUGUGAUGUGUACGGCUGUCAAAAGAUGGUUCGAGUUGACCGGAAAACGUGUCGGAUUCAAACCGGCCGGCGGAAUUAAGACUGUUGAUGAGGCGUUGGCUUAUGUGGUUUUGGUGAAGAAUGUGAGUGUUUGCAAUUGCGGCAGGGAUUAGGGGGCGGGGCUUGAGAUUUUCGUUGUGGAAUGGUUUAUGGUACAGUUGUGCAAAGAUAUUAUCAAAAAUGUCAUCGGUACCACGCGCUCCACCGAAAUAAACACGCAACGCAGACCGCGCCGCGCUACAACACACACAAAAAAGGGGACGAUUCAAAUUCCCUCCAUUUGUUGUGUGUUGUGACGCGGCGCGGUCUGCGUUGCGUGUUUAUUUCGGUGGAGCGCGGGGUACCGAUGAAAUUUUCGAGGCUCCCUUGAAACCAUGCCGCAAGCAAGUCCUUCCAAAAUGCUCCGCCCCUAAAACCAUGCCGCAACUUCCACCUAGACUCUAAUCCAAGUCCCUUCCUAAGCCCCGCCCCCAAAACCACGUCGCAACUUGCUCUAUUUCCAGGUUCUCGGCGAAGAAUGGCUCAACCCGGAAUUGUUCAGAAUCGGAGCCAGCUCUCUUCUCGAUGAUGCUCUCAAUGCUCUCUAA